Molecule: messenger RNA, 3552 nt
Organism: Dryobates pubescens (Downy woodpecker)
Lineage: Eukaryota; Metazoa; Chordata; Aves; Piciformes; Picidae
Gene: CDH2
Product: cadherin 2
Exons: 16
Coding region: 666-3404 (912 amino acids)
Biological process (GO): cell-cell junction assembly; regulation of axonogenesis; adherens junction organization
Cellular component (GO): presynaptic active zone membrane; intercalated disc; neuron projection
Molecular function (GO): cadherin binding; calcium ion binding
Source: RefSeq, a predicted model, not a curated record
GGCAUAGGCUGCUGGGGCAUUGUUAUCAUUGUGCUUCAGCGGAGGGGUUUUGCGUGCAGGGGGAGGGGUGGAGGGAGGAGAAGAAAGAGGGAAAGUGCGGGGCGAGAGCAUGCAGCAGGGCUGAGGCCGGAGCAGUGGCGGUGCUGGUGUGCCCCGGCUGAGAGGAGCCGCCUGCCCGAGCUCGCUGAGGGGGCACCGGCAAGAGGAGCGAGGCACGAUCCAGGCGUGGGGAAGGCAGGCAGCCAGCCGACAGGAGCCGCCGCCGCACCGGUCUCGCAGCAGCAGCGACUACUUCUUUCUUAUCUCCCAGCCUUUUGUUCGCCCAUCCUCCUCCUCCUCCUCUUCCCUGCCCACCCUCUGCACCGCGGAGGGGGUUCGGCAGAGAGAAAAGCAGCCUGACCCAGAGCUGAGUUUCACCCAUCCUCCGCUCCUCUCUCUCUCCGUCUCUUCCCCCCGCUGCAUCGCUGCCCAUGAGCUAGAGCAGCAGCCGGCAGCCAGCGCCGCGGCAGCCGGCUCCGGCAGGCGGGGGCAGACGCCGUCCGCAGCCCCCAGCAGCUGCCGCUGCCCCACCGGCCUCCCCGCUGCUCCCCUCGCCCCGCUCGGCGGGCUCCAGCCGCGCUCCGGGACUGCUGGGGGCCGCCCUGCCGCCGCCCCUCCUCGCCUCCAUGUGCCGAGUAACGGGAGCGCCGCCGCGGAUCCUGCCGCCGCUGGCGCUGAUGCUGCUAGCGGCCCUGCAGCAGGCACCGAUAAAAGCAACCUGUGAAGAUCUGUCGUGCAAGACUGGAUUUCCUGAAGAUGUUCACAGCGCGGUGGUGUCAAGGAGCGUACACGGAGGACAGCCUCUUCUCAACGUGAGGUUUCGAAGCUGUGAUGGAAACAAAAAAAUACACUUUGGAAGCAGUGAGCCAGAAGAUUUCAGAGUAGGUGAAGAUGGUGUGGUCUACGCAGAGAGAAGCUUCCAGCUUUCAGCAGAGCCCACGGAGUUCGUCGUGUCUGCUCAGGACAAGGAAACCCAGGAAGAAUGGCAGAUGAGAGUGAAGCUAACCCCUGAGCCAGCCUUCACAGGGCCUUCAGAACAGGACCAAAAGAAAAUUGAAGACAUUGUAUUUCCAUGGCAACAACACAAGCACAGCAGCCCUCUGAAGAGGCAGAAGAGAGACUGGGUUAUUCCUCCAAUCAACCUACCUGAAAAUUCCAGAGGACCAUUUCCUCAGGAAUUAGUGAGGAUUCGGUCCGAUCGCGACAAAAGCCUCUCGCUGCGGUACAGCGUGACGGGCCCAGGAGCUGACCAACCUCCAACAGGCAUCUUCAUCAUCAACCCCAUCUCAGGGCAGCUGUCUGUGACAAAGCCUUUAGACCGGGAGCAGAUUGCCUCUUUUCAUCUGAGAGCACAUGCAGUGGAUGUGAAUGGAAACCAGGUGGAGAACCCUAUUGACAUUGUUAUCAAUGUCAUUGAUAUGAAUGACAACAGACCCGAAUUCUUACACCAGGUUUGGAAUGGGACAGUCCCGGAAGGAUCAAAGCCAGGAACCUAUGUGAUGACUGUUACUGCCAUCGAUGCUGAUGACCCCAAUACACAGAAUGGGAUGCUGAGAUACAGGAUUUUGUCCCAGGCCCCCAGCAGCCCUUCUCCAAACAUGUUCACAAUCAACAAUGAGACUGGGGACAUUAUCACCGUAGCAGCUGGGCUUGACAGAGAGAAAGUACAGCAAUAUACAUUAAUAAUUCAAGCUACGGACAUGGAAGGAAACCCAACAUAUGGUCUUUCAAACACAGCAACUGCUGUCAUCACUGUGACAGAUGUCAAUGACAAUCCUCCAGAGUUCACUGCCAUGACUUUCUAUGGGGAAGUGCCAGAGAACAGGGUGGAUGUGAUCGUAGCGAACCUGACGGUAACCGAUAAGGAUCAGCCCCACACGCCGGCCUGGAACGCCCUGUACCGCAUGACCGGAGGCGACCCCACCGGGCGGUUCACCAUCCUGACCGACCCCAACAGCAACGAUGGGCUGGUGACUGUGGUGAAGCCUAUUGACUUCGAGACCAACAGGAUGUUUGUACUGACUGUAGCUGCGGAAAAUCAAGUGCCUUUGGCUAAGGGGAUCCAGCAUCCUCCUCAGUCAACAGCAACUGUGUCCAUCACAGUCAUUGAUGUGAAUGAGAGUCCCUAUUUUGUCCCAAACCCCAAGCUUGUGCGUCAAGAGGAAGGGCUGCAUGCUGGUAGCGUGUUGACGACUUUCACUGCUCAGGACCCGGACCGUUACAUGCAGCAAACCUCUCUAAGGUACUCCAAACUCUCAGAUCCUGCAAACUGGUUGAAAAUUGACCCUGUUAAUGGACAGAUAACUACUACAGCUGUGUUGGACAGAGAGUCAAUAUAUGUGCAAAACAAUAUGUAUAAUGCAACCUUUCUUGCUUCUGAUAAUGGAAUUCCCCCAAUGAGUGGAACUGGCACACUUCAGAUCUACCUGCUGGACAUCAAUGACAAUGCUCCUCAAGUGAACCCAAAAGAAGCUACAACUUGUGAAACUCUGCAGCCUAAUGCAAUUAACAUCACUGCUGUCGACCCUGACAUCGAUCCAAAUGCAGGCCCCUUUGCCUUUGAGCUGCCUGAUACCCCUGCCAGCAUUAAGAGGAACUGGACCAUUGUUCGAAUUAGUGGUGAUCAUGCCCAACUCUCCUUAAGGAUCAGGUUCCUGGAGGCUGGUAUCUAUGAUGUGCCCAUAGUAAUUACAGAUUCUGGAAACCCACAUGCAUCCAGCACUUCUGUGCUGAAAGUGAAGGUUUGCCAGUGUGACAUAAACGGAGACUGCACCGACGUGGACCGGAUUGUCGGCGCAGGGCUGGGCACCGGAGCCAUCAUUGCAAUCCUGCUUUGCAUCAUCAUCCUGCUCAUCCUGGUGUUGAUGUUCGUGGUGUGGAUGAAGCGCCGGGAUAAGGAGCGUCAGGCAAAGCAGCUCUUGAUCGAUCCAGAGGAUGAUGUGAGGGACAACAUCCUGAAGUAUGAUGAAGAAGGUGGUGGAGAAGAAGAUCAGGAUUAUGACUUGAGCCAGCUCCAGCAGCCCGACACUGUGGAACCAGAUGCCAUCAAACCUGUUGGAAUCAGACGUCUUGAUGAGAGGCCAAUCCAUGCAGAACCUCAGUACCCAGUCAGAUCAGCUGCUCCUCAUCCUGGGGACAUUGGGGACUUCAUUAAUGAGGGACUAAAAGCAGCUGACAAUGACCCUACAGCCCCACCCUAUGACUCCCUCUUAGUCUUUGACUAUGAAGGAAGUGGCUCCACUGCUGGAUCCUUGAGCUCUCUUAACUCCUCAAGUAGUGGUGGUGAGCAAGACUAUGACUACCUAAAUGACUGGGGCCCACGUUUCAAGAAGCUGGCCGAUAUGUACGGCGGCGGCGACGACUGAACUCGAGAGGGAACUUUGUUCUUGGACAAGUACAAACAUUUCAACUGAUAUUCCCCCCAAAAAAGCAUACAGAGAAGCUAGGCUUUAACUUUGUAGUCUACUAGCACAAGUGCUUGCUGAAGGCUUUGGCUUAGGCUGCAAAAAACAA